Messenger RNA from Tarenaya hassleriana, 1696 nucleotides. Its product is annotated as peroxidase 10. The coding region runs from base 35 to 1057 and encodes 340 amino acids. The transcript is spliced from 4 exons. Gene Ontology annotation, molecular function: peroxidase activity; heme binding. NCBI's taxonomy places the organism in Eukaryota, Viridiplantae, Streptophyta, Magnoliopsida, Brassicales, Cleomaceae. The record is from RefSeq and is a predicted model, not a curated record. Gene Ontology annotation, biological process: response to oxidative stress; hydrogen peroxide catabolic process.
UUUAGCCAAAAUUCCACAUCUUCUUAAGCCAUCAAUGGUUUCCAAAGCCUUCUCUUAUCUACCGGCCAUCUUCACUUUGUUGCUUGUUCAUGUAUCCUCUUUUCCUUCGGGAUACAAUAACAAUGGAGGAUACAACAUUGAUAACAACGGUCUCACUUAUAGAUUCUAUGACAUAUCCUGUCCUAAUUUACAGAUGACUGUCAGGUCAGGUGUCUGGAAAGCCUUCAGAGAUGACUCUAGAGUUGCUGCUUCUCUUCUUCGUCUUCAUUUCCACGAUUGUUUUGUUAACGGUUGUGAUGGGUCGAUACUUCUAGACGAGACAGAGGAAUUCAAAGGAGAGAAGAACGCGUUUCCCAACAGGAACUCCGUUCGUGGUUAUGAAGUCAUCGAUGCCAUCAAAGCCCAAGUUGAAAAAUCUUGUCCUUUGACCGUUUCUUGUGCCGACCUCGUUGCUCUUGCCGCGAGAGAGGCCGUAGUCCUCACUGGAGGCCCGUUUUGGCCGGUUCCGUUGGGGCGGAGGGAUUCGACGACCGCAGAUGAGCAGGCGGCGAAUACAAAUCUACCGUCUCCUUUGGAGCCUUUGGAGAAUAUAACGGCGAAAUUCGUGUCCAUGGGCCUCGACUUCAAAGAUGUGGUUGUCCUCUCAGGAGCGCACACAAUCGGAUUUGCACAAUGCUUUGUGUUCAAGAACAGGCUCUUCAACUUCAGAGGCUCAGGACAACCAGACCCGAAUCUAGCAGUCUCAGUUCUUACAAAACUACAGGACACGUGUCCUAACGUUGACUCGUCAAACUCCAAGCUGGCCCCACUUGACGUGGCAAGUUCCGUGAAGUUCGACAACGCAUACUACGUGAAUCUCAUGAAGAAAACUGGGCUUCUUGAAUCUGAUCAAAUUCUUAUGAACGAUCCAAAGUCAGCAGCUUUGGUAAAAUCCUACAGUGAGAAUCCUUAUUUGUUUAUGAAUGAUUUUGCAGUUUCUAUGGUCAAAAUGGGAAGCAUAGGGGUUUUGACGGGGAACGACGGCAUCAUUAGGGCUAAAUGUGGGCUUGUAAAUUAGCAUGUACCUACACACACAUAUAUAUGUAUAUGUGUAUGUGUUAUAGUAUUGUAUUGUAAUAUACAUGUUGUUGGGGACGGCAGUUGUUGACGACAGAAAAACUCCGGCAAUUCGAGCGAUUCCAGAUAAGUACCUGAUCGACCUUCGCUAGGAUCACCAUCGACACCAUCACCUCUCGGCCCUUGUGGUCGACCCUGGUACUAUAUCGAAUUCGUACCUUUGCGGAAUCGGUUUAGUCUAGGUAUUUACUACUUGACCAUCCAUUUACCUAGAUUGGCACGAUCAAGUUUUUGGCGCCGUUGCCAGGGACUGAGAUUUAGUCUUGGUGCCGGUUAGAUUCUAGUUUUUCACCACCAUCUACUUUCUUUCCACACUCAUCAAAUUUCCCUCUUUCGGGAAUCAAAACUUUGAUUCCUUCGGUUUAUAGUCUAGGAGCCGUGGAAGUCAAACUCUACUUCCUCCUGAUCCAGAAAUCGAAAGAACUCUUCAACUUCUGAGGCAACGAAGGAGAUUGGAAGCAAUGGAAGACAACGGAAAUGUUGACAACCAUCCUGCGCAUAACGCUACUCCAUCGAGAGCAGUCAAGCGAAAUGAAGUGCUCACUUUUGGAGAUUAUAAUGUUCCAAAACAUACUUUGUU